Molecule: messenger RNA, 2966 nt
Organism: Myiozetetes cayanensis
Lineage: Eukaryota; Metazoa; Chordata; Aves; Passeriformes; Tyrannidae
Gene: MAN2B1
Product: mannosidase alpha class 2B member 1
Exons: 25
Coding region: 10-2907 (965 amino acids)
Biological process (GO): mannose metabolic process
Cellular component (GO): lysosome
Molecular function (GO): alpha-mannosidase activity; carbohydrate binding
Source: RefSeq, a predicted model, not a curated record
GGGGGUGUCAUGGCGGCGGCGCCGCUACUCCUGCUCCUGCUCGGGGCGGCGGCGGCCGCGGGCUGCGGGUAUCAGUCGUGCCCCCCCACCCGGCCCGACCUGCUGAACGUUCACCUGGUCCCACAUUCCCAUGACGACGUCGGCUGGCUCAAAACCGUGGACCAGUAUUACUAUGGAGUGCGGAACAGGGAGCAGCACGCGGGGGUCCAGUACAUCCUGGACUCAGUGGUGGCUGAGCUCGGGGCCGACCCCGCCCGGCGCUUCGUCUACGCUGAGGUGGCUUUUCUGUCCCGCUGGUGGGGACAGCAGGACAAGGCCACGCAGAGCAGGGUCAGGGACCUCGUCCAACAUGGCCAGCUGGAGUUCGUGGGGGGGGGCUGGUGCAUGAGUGAUGAGGCCACGACCCAUUACGGGGGGACCCUGGAGCAGAUGGGGCUUGGCCGGCGCUUCCUGCGCCGCCACUUCGGGGGCUGCGGGACCCCCCGCGUGGGCUGGCAGAUCGACCCCUUUGGGCACUCCCGGGAGAUGGCAGCUGAGUUUGCUCAGAUGGGGUACGAUGGGCUCUUCCUGGGCCGCGUGGACUACCAGGACAAGAUGGCUCGGGGGCAGCACCAGGAGCUGGAGCUGCUCUGGAGGGGGAGUUCGAGCCUGGACCCUCCCACAGCUGACAUCUUCACCGGAAUCCUGCCCAACAUGUACAACCCCCCCCCCGGGCUGUGCUGGGACCAGCUCUGCUCGGACCCCCCCGUGGUGGACGGGGAUGGCCCUGAGCGCAACGUGGACGAGGUGGUCUCAUCUUUCCUGCAGGCAGCGACCACUCAGGCUAGGCAGUACCGGACCAACCAUAUCAUCAUGACCAUGGGCUCCGACUUCCACUACGAGAAUGCCCAUCUGUGGUUCAAGAACCUGGACAAGCUCAUCGCCCACGUCAACGCCCGGCAAUCCAACGGGAGCCGCGUCCACGCCCUGUACUCGACCCCGUCCUGUUACCUGCAGGAGCUGCACCGCGCCAACCUCACCUGGCCCCUCAAGACAGACGAUUUCCUGCCGUACUCGGAUGGGCCCCACCAGUUCUGGGCCGGGUUCUUCUCCAGCCGCCCGGCCCUCAAGGGCUACGAGAGGCUCAGCCUGGGCUUCCUGCAGAUCUGCAGCCAGCUGGAGGCCCUGGUGGGGCCAGCAGCCCGGGAGGGUCCCCAAGGCUGUGGGGACAGCUCUGUGCUCCGCGAGGCCAUGGCCGUGGCCCAGCACCACGACGCUGUGACCGGCACCGAGAGGCAGCACGUGGCCAACGACUAUGCCCGGCAGCUCUCGGGGGGCUGGGCAAGCUGCCAGGUCCUGGUGGCCAAUGCUUUGUCCCUCCUGGGGCGCUCCAAGGACCCCCUGGUGUUCUGUGACGCCCUCAAUAUCAGCAUGUGCCCUCUCACUGAGACCUCCACCCACUUCACCGUGAUCCUCUACAACCCCCUUGCCCACCGCGUGUCGUGGCCCGUGCGGCUCCCAGUCAAUGGGACAUGUUACGAGGUGAUGGACCCCAGGGACCAACCUCUGCCCAGAGAGGUGGUCCCAGUGUCAGGGGUGACCCGCCGGCUCCAGGGCAGGGCUGGGGGGGCCCAGGGGGAGCUGCUCUUCCAGGCCUUUGCCCCCCCGCUGGGAUUCAGUACCUUCAGGGUCCAGCAGCUGAGCCGGGAGGGCCCCUUGGACCCCCCCAAAUGGGUCUCGGAGGAGUCAGGGCCGCUGGAGAUCCAGAAUGAGCACCUGCGGGUCCUGUUCGACCCCCUCACGGGGCACCUGAGGGAGAUCCAGAACCUGGACAAGGGGGUCUCCCUGCCCGUCUUCCAGAACUUCUUCUGGUAUGCAGCCAGUGCCGGGGAUGCCGCAAGCCCCCAGGCCUCAGGCGCCUACAUCUUCCGGCCCAGCUCCGGGCCCAUCCCAGUGGCCAAACACAUCUCCACAGCCCUGCUCAAGACACCGCUGGUGCAGGAGCUGCACCAGAACUUCUCCUCGUGGUGCUCCCAGGUCGUGCGGCUGCGCCCGGGGCAGCCCUUCCUGGAGCUCGAGUGGACUCUGGGGCCCAUCCCCGUGGGGGACAGCGUGGGGAAGGAGGUCAUCACGCGUUUCGAGACGCCGCUGGCCACGGCUGGGAGGUUCUUCACCGACUCCAACGGGCGCCAGAUCCUGGAGCGCAGGAGGGAUUACAGGCCCACAUGGAACCUGAGCCAGACGGAGCCAGUGGCUGGGAAUUAUUAUCCCGUGAACACCCGGAUCUUCAUCCAGGAUGAGAAGCUGCAGCUGUCGGUGCUCACAGAUCGCUCCCAGGGUGGGAGCAGCAUCCAGGAUGGGGCCCUAGAGCUCAUGGUGCACCGGCGGCUCCUGCACGAUGACGAGCGGGGAGUGGGGGAGGCCCUGGACGAGCCCCUGGUGGUCCGGGGGAGGCAUCUGGUGCUGCUGGACCCCGCGGGGGCUGCGCCUGAUGGGCACCGGGGCUGGGCACAGGAGCUGGUGACACCUCCCCACCUGGUCCUGGCACCAGGAGAGGGGCCUUAUCUGAGACAGUUCUCGGGGCUCCGCCGGGCACUGCCCCCGCACCUGCACCUGCUGACAGUGGCCCCGGGGGACGACACUGGGACUCUCCUGCUCCGCCUCGAGCACCUGUCAGAGCAAGGGGGGACAGAGACCCUCGACAUCACAACCCUGUUCUCAGCCUUCACCAUCACGGCCCUGCGGGAGAUGGCCCUGGGGGGGGAUGUCCCCCUUGAAUCCGUGUCCCGCCUGCUCUGGACCACAGCCACAGGCAUCCCAAAGCCCCCCAGAGUGCCCAGACUGGACCCACGCCGGGUGACGCUUGAGCCAAUGCAGAUUCGGACCUUCGAGGUCACCGUGCGGUACCCGGGGCCGGGGGGACCCUGAGCCACCCCCCUCGCACCCCCUACCCUCACCAAAAAGUGCAUUAAAGCCCCUGAGUUUUA